Gymnogyps californianus (California condor) is the source of this 5103-nucleotide messenger RNA. It is a transcript of the gene ILRUN, whose product is annotated as inflammation and lipid regulator with UBA-like and NBR1-like domains. The record is from RefSeq and is a predicted model, not a curated record. Gene Ontology annotation, molecular function: ubiquitin binding. Lineage: Eukaryota; Metazoa; Chordata; Aves; Accipitriformes; Cathartidae. The transcript is spliced from 5 exons. Gene Ontology annotation, cellular component: phagophore assembly site. The coding region runs from base 90 to 965 and encodes 291 amino acids. Gene Ontology annotation, biological process: macroautophagy.
CGCGCUCCCCCCUCGCCCCCAUGCGGCGCUGAGGCGGUGGCGGCGGCGGCAGCGGGGCGGCCCCGGGGCGGCGGGGACCGCUGAGCGCCAUGGAGGGCAUGGACGUGGACCUGGACGCGGAGCUGAUGCAGAAGUUCAGCUGCCUGGGCACCACCGACAAGGACGUGCUGAUCGGCGAGUUCCAGCGGCUCCUCGGCUUCCAGCUCAGCCCCGCCGGCUGCGCCUUCUUCCUCGACAUGACCAACUGGAAUCUACAAGCUGCCAUUGGAGCCUACUAUGAUUUCGAGAGUCCAAAUAUCAAUGUACCCUCCAUGUCCUUUGUUGAAGAUGUCACCAUAGGUGAAGGAGAGUCCAUCCCUCCUGAUACCCAGUUUACAAAAACAUGGAGGAUACAAAACACAGGGACAGAGGCGUGGCCCCCGGGGGUUUGUCUGAAGUAUGUCGGGGGAGACCAAUUUGGCCACGUAAACAUGGUGAUGGUCAGGUCCCUGGAGCCCCAGGAGAUUGCAGACGUCAGCGUUCAGAUGUGCAGCCCCAGCACAGCAGGAAUGUAUCAGGGACAGUGGCGAAUGUGCACCGCCACGGGACUUUAUUACGGAGAUGUCAUCUGGGUGAUCCUCAGCGUGGAAGUUGGAGGACUUCUAGGUGUAACACAGCAGCUGUCAUCCUUUGAAACAGAGUUCAACACGCAACCGCAUCGCAAGGUAGAAGGAAACUUUAACCCUUUCGCCUCUCCACAGAAGAACAGGCAACCAGAUGAAAACAACCUAAAAGACCCUGGGGGUUCCGAGCUAGGCACAAUCAGCAAAAACACAUGGGGGCCUGCUCCUGACCAAAUCGAACAAGAUCAGAAUGGACUGUCACAAAACUCUGUAAAUCUCUCCCCCAGCAGUCACUCGAACAACUUGUCGGUAGUGACAUACAGUAAGGGUUUCCACGGUCCUUAUCCCUUCGGACAGUCUUAAAACACAAAAACACAAAACGGGUAUCGGCAAGAGGAGAAUUUGACAAAGAACUGACUUUUGGGGGAAGGGAGGGGGAUUCAUGUGGCAGACAGACACAACGUGGACCCCCCCUUCUCUGCCUCCGUGUUCUGGAUAAAGAAGAAAAAACAAAAGCCCAGUAACUUAAGACUAGCUGUUUCCAGAGGAGAAUACAAAAUCUAAGUAUGCAUGUGUGAAUGCUGGAUUUCAGGAGUGUUGUUAAAUGCUAUGAGAAAGAAAAUAUACCAGCACCAUGGGGUUUUUUUUUAGAAAUCAUUCUGACACAUAAUUAGGUAGCUUAAAAAGAAGUUUAAAAAAUGAAAAUGAAAAAGCCAUCUUUAAAAAAAAAUAUUUUGCCUACAGAGCGGUUGUAGUUUGAGCAAAUGUUUAAUUUCUGUUUGUUUCUUGUUCAUAUUUUUUUAAAAUAAGGGACAGCGUGCAUUUUUACGGAACUGUCAUGCUUUGCUUGCUACCGAAUGGGAAUUUGCUUAGCAUCUUCUGGGGUUUGUGCAGUGACUUCUUUUUGUCGGACAUUUUUUAAUGACAGGUUGGGUCUGCACCCGGCUCUGCAUUUUUAAUAUCAUCUGCUGGUUUUAGUUACCAACUUUUUAAUCUUCUUUUAUUUCCUUUUUUUUUUUUUUUCCUUUUGGUUUGGGUGUUGCUGUUAGUUGUCCUGCAUGUCAUUGGAAACCGUGCUGAAGACCAGGUCUCGGUAUCAAAGUUGGGGAGAAAGACUCUGGGACUUCUAGGAUAACGUGGAGGGCUCAUUUCCCUUCCCCUUGUACACGAAGUACACACAAAUACACACCCAUAUUAAUAAGAAACAGACUUAUUAAAGUUCCAGGGCUGUCCCAUGUGGUUAGCAUUUUAAAAUACCUUUUUGUUAACUCUUGAUGUACAGUAGCCGUGCCUAGAGCAACCGAGCAAGCGUAUCAGUCUUGUGCCAAGAGGAAACUCUCUUUCUGUAGCUGUAAUUCACUUGGUAGUAGUUGCAAAGCUUUACAAAAGUCAUGUCCUUUUAAUUUUGAAUCUCCCAUCUCUCUUAUAGAGUAUAAGUUUGCAUUCAUUUCUCCUGUGAUAAAGUAUUAGCUUAGAGGCUAAUUGUUUGCGUUUGUGAAUGCAGAGCAAGAGUUAGCAUCAUCAGCUGGAUUCCACUCUGUCGCCUUGUAUUCAUUCACCUUUAUCAUCCUGGCUUGUAGCUUCAUUGAGGCUCUCGCCUUCUAAAUGGGCUCUCCAGGGCUUGGUAUUAGAGGAGGAAUCGCUGCUCUAAAGAUUCGGGUUGCUCUGCUGUUCCUCCAAUGUAUUUUCCUCCAGUUAUGGAUUGGGAAGUCCAGUGUGAGGGGAGGGAGAACAGCCUCGAGGGCUGUGGUGGAUUUCUAAAGUGUCAUGUCACCACAGAUCUCGCUGAAGGGGAGCGAGGUGAGGGGACACUGUCUUACUCAGAAGCGUGAACAAGGCUGGAACAGCCAUCUGCCAAAGAUACAGUAAUAUGCAAAGCUCCCACUACCUUCUUCCACAUCUUUCCAGUGAAGACUCUUGUUCUCCUUGUUGGAGCAAAGCGCAGGCUUGCUGCAUGGUGCGUGGCUUUACGCUGAUUGCUCUUGACUAGUUGUAUUUUCUUGGUUGGUUUUGAAUGGGGGAUUCAUUUUCAUUGCAGCUACCAAGGACCCUCUUAUCUGAGGGCAUACAGAUGGAUCUUGUGGAGGACAGUGGGAGUUCCUUGUAUCCCACAGAGGAAGAAUUGGGUGAUAGAUUUUGUUUGUAUUUCAGAGGUUCAGUUGUUAAAGGUCACUGUUAUCUGAAGACUCCCUUCAAAAAUCUGUUUGCUGGGAGAAACAAGUAUAAUGUAAGAAAUUAUCUGCAUAGAAGAGGCACUGCAGGAUUUGGACUGCUAGCCAUUUGCACUUGCAGUUUGGUGAGCACCGGGGUCUGUCUCGGCAGCUUGCUAGAGCUGGGUGAGUGUUAAGAUCCAGAGCGAACCCGUGGAAGGUGGUGCUGCACUGCUCAGAGCAGCUGGAGUGUUUGGUUCUUGUCCUGUAACAUCAUUUUGCCUUGGAUUAGUUAUCUCCUCUUAGCAUUCAGUCUAGGAAACAAUUUGCAUCACUGUAGUGUAGCGUGGGCAAGCAGAUUCUUUCUUCGCUCCCUCCUUUCCAAGGAGGUGGCUUGUGCAACAAGCUCUGAAGGCAGGAACACGUACCUGACCAUCACACCUCUUGCAAUACUGCCGCUUCCCUUCUGAAGGCAUCUAAAACACUGGAGACUGCUGUUUGUCCGAGUGACAAGGUGAUUCCUUAUCUUUAUUAGCUCCUUUUAUCAGCUGUGUAGUGGAAGGGGGGGGGAAUUAAGAUCUGAGUCUGUAUGUUAUAGCUGGUGCUGCAACCUUUGCCUUGUGUCAGCUGAGGCAUCUGGGAGACCCUUGAACUCAGAUACCCCCACGCUGGCUUUCUUCUGCUCCUGGCCACGUAUGCUCCUCCCGUAUAUAAUGGCUGCCACAUUCGUGUUCCUAUGCUCUUCCUAUGACUGAAUUUUCCUUUUCUUGGGAAAAAAAACCCCAACCAACUUGCAUGCACCCCAAGUAGUCGUGUGCUUUCCCACUCAGAAGGCAUACUUGUUCUGCACAGACUUGAAUUCUCUCUCCUCUUGAGUGUUUUUAGUCCGUGGUGUCCUUGUGACAAGGGUCACUUACUCCAGGGUGUGAAGAAAGGCCAGGCCAGAUCCGAGUUGCUGCUGAAAUCUGCGACCUCUUGCUGCUCACAUCACCGCUCUUCCCCAGGUAGCUGACUGUGAGCGCUCUUGUCUGUGGGAAUGAUCUGUCUGCAAACGAUCGUGCAGAGCUCUGGAUGCUUUGAGGGUUGGGGUUGUAACCCUGGCUGUGACAGGGGAAGAAUGUUUAAAUUAGUGGUUGCUCUACCUCUGGGUUUUUCCUCGAGUAAAAACUAUUUCACUGAGGCUAAAGGUGGUUUUAUCUCCUCUGGUUCCUUGGAGCUUAGUGGUGCAGCCAGCCCUCAAAUUGCUCUUGCUGUCAGGUUUCCAGCUUUUAAAUAGGGGGAUUUGAGAUGUAUUCAGCAAAGCUCUUUCCAGGUGACUUCAGGGCACUGUGAUUGUGUGGGUUUCCAUAGGGCUGAUGCACUCAAACUCACAGAGUCUUAACAUCAGAUACAUGAAGCACAUGGUUUUUCAAACAUGCUGAAUGCCAAAUAUUUUGGUGAGCCCGAAGUGUGUGCGGUGGCUCGGAUAACCCGAUCCACGUGAGUUACGCACAUAGAACUCAGGCCUGUUGGAAAUGGGAGGAAAUCCUUGCCGGGUUGAGACUGGUGAACCAGUAAAGAGGCUGUUACCCAGUGAGGCUGGUGUUCCUGACUGGGGGAGGGAUGGGGCUGGUACCCACUGAUAUGGGAGGGUGCAGUGACAGAGAGGCUGCAACUGGCUCCAGUCUGAUUAACACCCAUCUGUCUUGAAGUCCUGAGAAGGAGGGAAAGAGAGAUCUUCCUUACCCACCACCCACCCCCCCAAAAAAAGAAAAAAAAGAAAAAGAUAAUGCAGAACAUCUCUGAUGGUCUCUCAAAUGGAUCCCUGUGUCAAGCGUGAGCCACUCGGGAUGUGGAACCAUAUGGCUAAUACAACUUGAGCAACGGCAGCCCAGGCACCCUCUCUCAGCCUGGGCAAACUGGAGCACGAUAUCCCUAGGGCUACCCCAAAACUGCUGAUGCCACGUGAGGGGGUGGAGGGAGCUGGAAUCUGCUGCCCGCAUCUCAGGAGCGUUGGAUUCAGACCCCUCCAAGGUGUGGAAGAUGCGGCUCCCCCAGUGAGGGGCAAAGCCGUGCGGUCAGAGAGCACGUGGGCGUGAGAGCGGCUGGAGUCGGCAGGGUUAGGAAAUGCACGCUGUCCCACGUCUGGGUUUCUGUUGUGUGUUUAAUUUUUUUUUUGUGUGUGAGUGCGUGGGUGGUUCUGCAGCCUGUCUAUUCUCUCCGGGGGGAGUGCAUGUGUAGAACAGGAUGGUGUGUUGCCUCAUUGAGUCUGGGAGAAGUCCUAUGAUAGCACAUUGGGGUUAAAAAUAAAGGAAGCUUUUUCCUUAAUGUAUAAAUGAAUAUUUGUAUGAUUAAAUUAACACAGAAAAAAA